AUGCGCAAAGAAAAAUCUAAAGUCGAUCCACCAUUAAUUCUGCCUUUUGCUCCUAUCGAAGACGAGCCAAUGUCGUCUUUGAAAGUUGGAAAGGCUAAAAUUACUUCAACUGAUACUUCACCUCCAAUACCGUCACUUGUCAGUGAGGAGAAACCCAAAGAAAUAGUUUUACAACCUACUGGAGAUACCGGGAGUGCUGAAGAAAGAAACUUGACACGACAUCACCCCGGUCACUUUCGUGAUGAUCCGGUAGCUUUUAUGAUACAAAUGGGUGCCUUCUAUCAAGGAACGGGUUGGAGAAGUUACAAAAAUUAUAUAGGAACAAGGAUAUUAUACGAGGGAUAUACAGAAGAAGUGAAGGAACGGGUUCUUAAUAGUGAACGCGUUCUUUACAUGAUUGCAUAUUUGGCCGAAAAGCAGGCCAACCAACUUGCACAAUCAAUACCAAAUGCUACAUCAAAGGUGAUUGCAAAAAGGAAAAAAUUACUAGAAAAGGAAUUACAAACUGUUGCAAAUGGGAUGAUUCGUCGAAUAGCUAUUAUUGCUGCUCAAAAUUCACAAUCUCUUAUUAUCCUUCCAUGUCACAAAUCUCAUAUUGAUUAUCUUGUCAUAUCAUAUAUAUUUUUCCGAUUGGGACUUGCUCUUCCACAUAUUGCCGCAGGUGAUAAUCUUGAUCUACCAAUUGUUGGUAGAAUACUUAAGCAAGGUGGUGCAUUUUAUAUCCGGCGUUCUUGGGGAGAAGAUCAACUAUACGGUAGUGUGGUAAAAGAAUAUGUUGAGGGCUUAUUGGAACGUGGCCAUAAUGUUGAAUGUUUCAUAGAAGGCACAAGAAGUAGAACUGGAAAAUUGCUACCACCGAAGUUAGGUGUUCUAAAAAUAGUAUUAGAAUGCAUAUUAACGGAAAGGGCAAAAGAUUGUUGGAUUGUUCCUAUGUCCAUUCAAUAUGAUAAAGUGAUCGAGACAGAAACCUAUGUUAAUGAAUUGUUAGGAAAUCCCAAAGAAAGAGAAAGUUUAUGGGGUAUAGUCACCAAUACGAGAUUAUUACAGCUUAAAUGGGGUCGAAUUGAUGUACGAUUUGCCAAACCAUAUUCGCUCAAAGGAUUUAUUGAAGAUCAAAUUGAGAGGAGAAAGUCUUUUGAUCUAAACAAUGAUCAGCAAAAAAUUACAUUGUUGAGAGCUCUUGCCUAUCAGGUUAUGUCAGACAUUAAUUCCGUUUCGGUAGUAAUGCCGACUGCUCUUGUUGGUACCGUAAUAUUAACGUUACGUGGUCGAGGAGUUGGUAGAAAGGAGUUAAUUAGACGUGUAGAAUGGUUAAGAGCCGCGAUUACAGCUAAGGGAGGACGUGUAGCAGAUUUUAGUGGUAUGAGCAUUGGAGAUAUCGUUGAUAGGGCUAUCAAUGUAUUAAAGGAUUUGAUUAAAGAACGAAAAGAAUUGCUGGAGCCAGUUUUUUAUGCAGAAAAAAGAUUUGAAUUAAGUUUUUAUCGCAAUCAGGUGAUGCAUCUAUUUGUAUCAGAAGCUAUUAUAUCUGCGGCAAUGUAUACAAAAAUAAAACAGGGAGGAGCUAAAUCAACGCAACGACUUCAUAUGUCUACACUUUUGGAUGAAGUAACAUUUUUAUCUCAGUUGUUAAAGGUUGAAUUUGUAUAUCAACCUGUAAACCUGCAGGAUGAUCAAGUCAUGGAAUUAGUAGACAGUUAUGUUUUAUUAUCUGAUAAGGAAAGAGCAAUUGGACGAGAGAAUUAUGACUUUUACUGCUUCCUAAUAUGGCCUUUUAUUGAAACAUAUUGGUUAGCUGCUAUUAGUUUAUUCUCGAUGACGCCAACCAUUUCUCUCACAACUACUAAUACUGCAACAAAAGACCCUGUUCCUAUAACAUGGUUCAAUGAACGAGAUUUUCAUAAUAAAUGUCAACUAUUUGGUAAAACGUUAUAUUAUCAAGGAGAUUUAUCAUAUUUUGAAGCUAUAAAUAAGGAAACUUUAAAAAAUGCAUUUAUUAGGUUGGAAGAAGUAGGGCUUAUAAUGGUAAAACGUAGUCGAAACACAAAAGUAAUGCCAACAAUUGCGUUACAUUCUGAUUAUGUACCAACUAGAAAUUCAGAAGGAGCAAUAGAAACAAAGGGUAAAUUAUGGGAUCUAGUUGAAAGGAUUGGUAAAUUUCGUAGAGAAGGGAAAAAUCGUAGAGAUAAUGCUACAGUAAGUUCGCGUGUAUUAAGAUUAGCUGAAAUGGUGGGUACACCUACUACAGCUGACGUCGUCGUGAUGACUAAUUUAAUGAGUAGACCAGUUAAAGCUGGUAAACUGGAAGCAAAACUUUAA
This is a messenger RNA of Funneliformis geosporum, 2316 nucleotides long. The record is from the annotation of a GenBank genome assembly. Lineage: Eukaryota; Fungi; Glomeromycota; Glomeromycetes; Glomerales; Glomeraceae.